This is a messenger RNA of Penaeus indicus, 2601 nucleotides long. It is a transcript of the gene Fbl6, whose product is annotated as F-box/LRR-repeat protein 6-like. Gene Ontology annotation, cellular component: SCF ubiquitin ligase complex. The transcript is spliced from 8 exons. The record is from RefSeq and is a predicted model, not a curated record. The coding region runs from base 517 to 2601 and encodes 694 amino acids. Gene Ontology annotation, molecular function: protein binding. NCBI's taxonomy places the organism in Eukaryota, Metazoa, Arthropoda, Malacostraca, Decapoda, Penaeidae.
CCCCGAGGCAGCCUGGCCCGAGUGGGACGCCCACCGCCUCCGACGCGUCGCCUUUUCGCCCUUUUCCACUCGAAAUAGGAGGCGUUCGCUCAUGAUUCUUCUCCCCGAGAUUGCAAUUUUAAGAAUGGUUCAUCACAGCAACAGCAUAAAGUGACGUUGACACGGGACGGGCCAGUGGAAAUUCUCUUCCGCCAUUACUCCUGCCGUCAGCCCCUGCUGGAUGCGCCAUGCAGCUCCUUCUACCUAAGCAAUUACCCUGCUAUGGGAAAUCUGGCUGGACAUAGGCUAGUACAGCUCUGGCUGUUUGUUAAGAUUAGGUUGCAAGUGAAUGGUGUUGCACCAUUGUCCCUCUAAAACUCAUUCUUUGAUUGUGGGAAUGUUGGUCUUUAGUUGUAGUUAUAUCUCACGGUUAGGGCUGUAAGUACUUUUGGGCUUCAAUUGUGAACAUUCUCCUUUCGUGGAGGAUCACAGUGGUUCUGAUUUUAUUGACAAGAAUCUCCAGAAACACAAACUAAAAUGCCUACAGAGAGCUUAGGCUUAGAUUCUAGAAUGGCAGCUAUGGACAUGGACCCCAAAGGCUUUAGUCCCAUGUCAGGACCCGAUGAAAAUAUGAGCUCACCCCCAAGCGUUUUAACAACAGCCUCUGCUGGGUCAACUCCUUCUUCCAUCCCGUCUGCAGGGUCUACACCAUCAUCUAUUCCAUCGGCUGGAUCGACCCCAUACCAGUAUAAUACUCAAGAGGAUGGGAUAAAGCCUACGACCCCCUCGUCAGACCAUCAGCCCAUAACGCCCAUGACACCUGACCAGCCCAUCACCCCCGAUCAGCCCAUUACCCCUGAUCAAUCCGUUCCAUCUGACCAACCCAUCACGCCAGACCAGCAGAUCCCGCGGAGUCCCAUGGGCUACAUCGACGGCAUAAAAGAUGGAUUGCCCCUGGAGAAAAUGGACAUCAGUGCCAGUGUUAUGGAGCAGCAUUCGCACCCGAGCGGAAGCAAAGAGAGUGAGAGACGUGACGAUUGUUCAUGCAUACUGUGUGAGGAUCAUAGAAGACAUGCUAAUGAUCCACCUUCCAUGAGUGACAGUGCUUUGUUAAAGGACAGAUAUAGUGGUGAGAUAAAAGUGAAGACAAAGAGAAAGAAAGACCCAAAUGCACAGAUCAAACCCCGAAGACGGAAGCAGUCGGGGAAGAAUGCAGUACAUUACCAAAGUGAGAUUUCUCAAGACUCAGAGGUGACUGGUAUCAGAAUGAAGAUAAAGUUGACUCUCCCUCCACUAAUAAACGAUGCUGCUCAGGACAGUGCAGAUGCCUCACACAUGAGCCAAACUCUGAGUGUAAAGUCUAGUCCAGGCGAGAAGGCAAAAAGAAAAAGUUUGCAUGCAACCGACAAUUAUUACAACUCCAAAACUUUACCUGGAGAAGGAAGAAAGCGCAGAAAAGCUUCAGAUUUCGUUGAGUGGGGUCCAGUUUUAAGUGAAGUGAAUGGUGAACCACAGUCAGUGUGGGGGUGGAAAAUGCCCCCACAUGUGUUGUACCAGAUUUUUGACUUUGCAGCUAGAAACGUGGGGACCAUCCCUUUCAUUCUAAGAGCAUCAAGAGUGUGCAGACUCUGGCGGCAGGUGGCCACCAACAACAACUUAUGGCACACGGUUGACCUGGCCACCGGGCGCAUCAAGCCACGCUACCGCAAUGAGAGAAAGCUCCUCUGGAUAUUGGAGAACAGAUUAUCCAAAGUCCGUGACUUAAACCUUGCUGGAUGGAACGAAGCCGUGACGCCCCCUAUCCUGCCAAGGCUAGUAGAGUUGUGUCCAGAACUGACUAGCCUGAACUUAUCUUACUGCCACAAGAUCCAUGCUGAGAACCUCCAUACGCACCUCUCCUUAUGCAAAAAGCUGGAGCGCCUUGAUCUCACCAAUGUCAUGGCAUCCCAUAAACCUACUCCCCGAUGUGCUGUGGGUCAGCAGACCUUAUCAGACAUGGCAGUGACCAUGAACACUAGAUUGACGCAUCUGACACUGGCAAACAACACUCUGUCAAAUGUGCCGGGACUCAUCAAAGCCUUAGCGGAUCACUGCCAAAAUCUCCAAACACUGGACCUGUCAAAUGUGUUGACAAUUGGUCGUGACUGUGUUAGGAUCAACAUAGAGCUUCUACAGAAAGGAUGCACAAAGCUGAGAACUCUAAGACUUACCAAUUCUAACACCAGACUCUCACAGACAUCCAUGUCAGUGCAAGCAUCAUCACCAGGGUUUCCUGAGCUUGAGGAGUUGAGUUUGGCUGUUGAUGGAAACUUGAGCGUUGGAAUGAACGACGGGGAACUUGAGCGAAUUCUGAAGAACUCCCAUAAACUUCGCCUCCUGGAUGUGAGAGGGUGCAUCAACAUAACUGACUCCUCCUUAGUCCGCAUUCCACCGUGGGAUUUAGAGCACCUGUUUUUAGCCGGAUCCACGUCUCCCAAAUACUACUCCGACCGCCUGGAGCUGGUGGUGCGCAAGUGGCAACAUUCUCUAGUAGAGCUGGAUCUGUCGUGGACGGCUAAUGCAGACAGUAUUGAUGCUGCUCUCAUUGCCAUAUCGGAAGAAUCUGAUAAUAAACUCAGGUGA